Betta splendens (Siamese fighting fish) is the source of this 2202-nucleotide messenger RNA. RefSeq names its product down-regulator of transcription 1 (gene dr1). Gene Ontology annotation, molecular function: protein heterodimerization activity; general transcription initiation factor activity; TBP-class protein binding. Bases 643 to 1173 code for a protein of 176 amino acids. Gene Ontology annotation, biological process: positive regulation of transcription by RNA polymerase II; chromatin remodeling; RNA polymerase II preinitiation complex assembly. NCBI's taxonomy places the organism in Eukaryota, Metazoa, Chordata, Actinopteri, Anabantiformes, Osphronemidae. The record is from RefSeq and is a predicted model, not a curated record. Gene Ontology annotation, cellular component: negative cofactor 2 complex. The transcript is spliced from 3 exons.
CACGCCGUUUCCGGGUCUGUGGAUGACGUUGCAUCCGGACAAUAGAAGCUAAUGUUGCGCAGAAAACAAAAUUAUAACUUAAUUGAAACUGCAGUUUUAAAAUGAUUUGACACGUUCGAUUUCUUCGACCAAUGCAGCGAAGUGUAAACCGGAUGGGUUGUGGCGCCUGUAUUCUCCCGGACGUCUCUGCCCAGCUAACUAUUUAGCUAUGAACUGCGGGGGAAGUUCAUUGUUAGCCUAGCAUUAGCCAUGCUCCCGGACUCCGCUUUCACUUUACUACGGGAUUGCGGCUUGCCUGCAAGAUGUACCAUAGCUACUAGCUAGCUAAACAGUGUCUCUAGUAUUACUGUGCUUGUGUUGUCUCAUCUUGGCUCCAGUGUCACUUAGGCGUUUAAUUAUCCGUCACAUUCUGUGGAACUGCGGCCGUCUGUAGGAACAACACCUCGAACUUAGCCUAGUUAGCAAGUUACCAGCUAAAUCGGAGGAAACUGCUUUUGCGUGGUAGCUUCUAAGCAGGUUGACGUUGUUUAGAAGCGGACAGUAACUUUAUGAACUCAGGAAGACCUAUCUGCUGCUAAGGUUUUUCAACUCUCGGCUAACACUCGCCAGUCCAUUCGCUUUGGUUUCUGGCAUUCUGCCACGAUGGCUUCUUCAUCUGGAAAUGACGACGACCUCACCAUCCCCAGGGCAGCUAUCAACAAGAUGAUUAAAGAAACGCUCCCAAACGUACGAGUGGCAAACGAUGCCAGGGAACUUGUGGUUAACUGUUGUACGGAGUUCAUACACCUCAUAUCUUCAGAAGCCAACGAAAUAUGCAACAAGUCUGAAAAGAAGACAAUUUCCCCGGAGCACGUUAUCAACGCUCUGGAGAGUCUCGGUUUCGCGUCGUACAUCACGGAGGUGAAAGACGUCCUGCAGGAGUGUAAAACCGUCGCUCUCAAGCGGAGGAAGGCCAGCUCUCGACUGGAGAACCUGGGCAUCCCAGAGGAAGAGCUCCUCAGACAACAGCAGGAAUUGUUUGCAAAGGCACGGCAGCAGCAGGCAGAGAUCGCACAGCAGGAGUGGUUGCAGAUGCAGCAGGCCGCUCAGCAGGCGCAGAUGGCCGCAGCAUCCGCCAGCACUGCCCAGCAGGUCGGCUCCUCUCAGGACGAAGACGAAGAGGAUGAUAUGUGAUCCUGGGACUCGGUUGUACCUUGUUUGAAUCUUUCCCUGCGACAGUGUUGGGACACUAAUCCCCCAGUAGUGUCAUCAAGUGGGACACAAGGCAGGUUUGGUUGCUGAUACACCUCAGUGAAACCCAGGAAUUGCACAAUUGGAAUGGACAGUGGAGUGGUAAUGAAAGGGGAUUUCAAGAUAGCCACACACAGAAAAUAAUUAGGACUGAGAGGCAGAGACAUGACAGUUGGUGACAUUUUUGAUUACUCAUUUCCCCCUUUUUCCAGUUGCUUCUGUUUUUUGUGUUAAUGUUAUGUUGGGAGUAACUUGUAGAUUUCUGGACGUGUUGACACUGAUGGCAGAUGUUUACUGGCAUGUCACUGAAUUCUGAUAAUACGGCGAGGGUUUACUUCUAGUGAUGCUGUGCCAGUUAGCUUACUUAUGUCAUCCGUUAGGCUAGCUCAGAAUGGUUUAAGGGAACUGCCACUGAGCACCUGAUUCCUCGUUUCGUGUGUUUUGAUGGUCGUUUUUACAUUAAAGGAUUUUUCUUUAAUUUCCUUUAGGUCUAAUUGUUCAACAGUGGAUAAUUUGAGGACCUGUGGAUAUAGGAUUUAUUUUGUUAAGUAGAGAAAUAAAUGGUCAUUUUGUUUCAUUUUAGCUCAUUUAAAACUUUUUUUUUUCUUCUUCUACCUUGACACAGCCACAGUAUUUGUAAUUCGCUACACCUAUGAGAUAGCGAGAGAGAGAGAGAAUUUCUCAUAGAACCAAAGAUAGAGGAGACCAUUGACGGCAUAGGUGCUACCGUGAUCCUCAUCGCUGUCUCCAGGUCGGUGUUAAAAUGUUGAGGAUUAUUGUUAAUCGAUAACUUUGUAAGAGUCUUUGAUACAUAGGUUAAUCUAACUUCCCAUCAGCCCAGGUGCAGUAUCAAACAUUUGCAUUGUGACUGUGGUCAAUCCUCAGUGUAAAGACUAGUCAUUUAGUUGUAAUACACCUCCACUCACCUAGCUGUAUUCUGUAAGCAAUAAAGGAAUCAUGUUUUAUAGACAA